Colletotrichum higginsianum IMI 349063 is the source of this 615-nucleotide messenger RNA. Its product is annotated as Prefoldin subunit. The record is from RefSeq and is a predicted model, not a curated record. Bases 1 to 615 code for a protein of 204 amino acids. Gene Ontology annotation, biological process: protein folding; microtubule-based process; tubulin complex assembly. Lineage: Eukaryota; Fungi; Ascomycota; Sordariomycetes; Glomerellales; Glomerellaceae. The transcript is spliced from 6 exons. Gene Ontology annotation, cellular component: cytoplasm; prefoldin complex. Gene Ontology annotation, molecular function: tubulin binding.
AUGUCUGUUGAGGGCAAGAAGCUGGAGACAGCUAGCAAGGAUGCUACGCCCAGCAACCCUCGAGGUAUCCCUAAGGCGCCAUUUGUCGACAAGGUUGAGGACUACGUCACCACCCGCGAAGAUGUCGAACCGACUAUGCGCAACUUCCAGGAGAUGAUCUCGAAAUACCAGUUUAUGGAGCUUAAUCUUCAGAAGAGGAUGGCAGGACUGAAGGACAAGAUCCCCGAUAUUCAGAAGACGCUCGACUCUGUGCGGUUCCUAAAGCUUAGACAGGGCGAUGAUGAACCGAUCGAGACGACCUUCGAGCUCAACGACACGCUAUACUCCAAGGCGAAGAUCCCGCCCACUGAGGAGGUGUACAUCUGGCUCGGUGCCAACGUCAUGCUGUCGUACCCCGUCGAUGAAGCUGAGACGCUUCUCGAAUCCAAGCUGUCGACGGCGAAGACAAGCUUAUCCAACUGCGAGGAGGAUCUGGACUUCUUGCGAGAGCAGAUUACGACCAUGGAGGUCGCGAUUGCGAGAGUAUACAACUGGGAAGUCGUUCAAAAGCGCAAAGACAAGGAGGAAGGAAAGGACAUCAAGAAGGAAGAGGGCGAUGGCAAGGCAAACGGCUGA